This is a messenger RNA of Mercurialis annua (annual mercury), 1821 nucleotides long. Its product is annotated as putative F-box/LRR-repeat protein At3g18150. The transcript has 3 exons. Bases 329 to 1558 code for a protein of 409 amino acids. The record is from RefSeq and is a predicted model, not a curated record. Lineage: Eukaryota; Viridiplantae; Streptophyta; Magnoliopsida; Malpighiales; Euphorbiaceae.
UGCCUCUGCUUGCCGUCAAAACAACAGAUAGGUAAAGCUUCUCGCCAUUUAAAUUUCCAUAUAUUUUGUUCAGUGGUUGUUCCAUAUAUUUCUUCAUGUGAAAUUGAUAUUAAUUUCUUGUUGCAUGCAUGCUGGCUUACACACCAAUAUUUUGAAUGGGUAGUCUCUAAUUUUACGUUGAUGGGUUCACAUUAGAUUUCUGUUUAAUUUUGUCUUGUUUGUGUACAAGAUUUGAAGGAAAUUAGGGUUACAAAAAUGAACAACGAGAAGAAGAAAGCUAUUAGCAGACUCGAAUCUGUUGGAGAAGAUCGCAUUAGUGAGUUGCCUGAUGGGAUUCUCAUCCACAUCCUCUCUUUUUUCCAUCAACCACAUUAUGUGCAAAGACUUGUCUUCAAAGCUCCACAUAUUCUCCAUCGAAAUUAAUAUAAAUGAGUUACACAAACUGUAUCCGUCAAUUGAGUCGUGGCUUCAAUUAGCUGUGGGAAGGGCAGUUGAGUCCCUUACAUUAGAUUUCCCCGACGGUUUUGAUAGCCUGCUUAAUCGUGGCUCUGCUGAGAGAAUUUCAUGUUAUUUGUUGCCUCAGUUCAUAUACUCUAAUUCACAUAUCCGAAUUUUAACUACUACGCUUUGUGAAUUUGUGCCUCAUGGGAGAAUUUCAUGGUCAACACUCAAAGAGUUGAGCAUACAGCGAGCAACUUUGAAUGAUGAAGUCAUUCAAAACAUUUUGAAUGGGACUCCACUUCUUGAAAACUUGCAGAUGAUCUUCUGCUACGGAUUCAAAUUGCUCGACUUAUCUUUAAAACCUAAGUUGAAAACGUUGGUCAUAAACGUUAAUGAAUUUGUUUAUGGGGGUAGCGAUGAUGAUUUUGAGCUUAAAAUUGUGGGUCCUUAUGUUGAGACAUUGAAAAUAUCCGGGAGCUGGGAAAAUUUCAAGUGUAAGUUGAUGAAUAUGUCAUCUUUAGUUAAAGCUGCCCUGGAUUUUGAACUUAUGGAUGAUGGAGAGGAUUCCCGAGAGAAGUAUCAAAAUAUGGGCAAGGAGCUCAUUGAGAAUGUUAUUCCUGCUCAGCAACUACAACUAACAAAAUUCAGUACUCAGAUUCUCUCAACAUUGAGGAUGGAUGUUAUGGCGCCUCUAUCAUUAAAUUUGAAAUCUUUACAUGUCGAAUUUCGCGGUGAAAAGUACCUCCCUGGGAUUGAACGCGUACUUCAAUGCUCACAUAAGCUGGAGAAGUUAAUUAUAUUUUUCGACUAUACAUAUGGGAGAAGGUCUUCUAUGUUUCCGUCUCCGUUUCCGUGCAACUUAGAUCAUGGAAAGGAUUGGACUACUGCAGAGAUACCGAGUUGUUUGGAUUCCCAUCUCACGACUAUUGUGAUAUCUGGUGUAUUAAAAAGUAGAGUUGUAUUGGAAUUUCUGCAGUUCUUGCUUAUGAAUUCAAAUAUAUUGGAGAAGAUGAUCUUAUCUGGUUUUCACCAUCAAAAAGCUUUGAAAUGGGCUGAGAAGCUGUCAAGAUUUCCAAGGUCUUCUCAGCAAGCAGUGUUUCUAGUAGCUCCUAAAUAACAACGUAGCAAGAGUGAUAGUUCAGUAUAUGAAAGAACUACAAAUAGUGGAAGAUCUGGUGUAGCAAGAAAUUUCUUGAAAGAAAAUACUGUGUUUCAAGAUGUUGAUUAUAUUUUGUUCUAAUUUAUCAUACUUUGCCCUUUUUUUCAUUACAAUAGAAAAAGGGAAAUGGAAUUUGAUAGUUUUAAGUAGAAUUAUUUUUAUGUCAUUAGAUUAUGUAAUGCGGGGAUAUCAUAUUCUGCACUUCCAAGUAAUGAAUUUUG